AUGUUUUGCUGUGGCGGAAAACAAGUCUGUAAGGUCUUUCUUUUAGCGGACUUCAUAAUCAUGUCUUUUUCUUCAACCAUCCCCAGAUUGUUCUCUCCUCCUCCUCCUCCUCCUCCUCCUCCUCCUCCUCCUCAUCCUCCUCCUCCUCCUCCUCCUCCUUAGUCGCCUUCCCUUGCCUUCUCUUUUACCUUAUCUGCAUCCUUUAUCCUUCUUCGGCCUUUACUGGCAUCAUUUACUUUUGGCUGCCAAACGUCAUAUUUUGGCUGGAAGUUGCCCUGUAUAUGAUGUUCAUUCCCUAUACAGACGGAAGUAUCAAUGCGCACUUCUGA
Molecule: messenger RNA, 329 nt
Organism: Spirometra erinaceieuropaei
Lineage: Eukaryota; Metazoa; Platyhelminthes; Cestoda; Diphyllobothriidea; Diphyllobothriidae
Source: the annotation of a GenBank genome assembly